This is a messenger RNA of Ricinus communis (castor bean), 1070 nucleotides long. Its product is annotated as protein DCL homolog, chloroplastic. The transcript has 3 exons. Gene Ontology annotation, biological process: chloroplast rRNA processing; chloroplast organization. The record is from RefSeq and is a predicted model, not a curated record. Bases 121 to 825 code for a protein of 234 amino acids. Lineage: Eukaryota; Viridiplantae; Streptophyta; Magnoliopsida; Malpighiales; Euphorbiaceae. Gene Ontology annotation, cellular component: chloroplast.
GAUUAUUGUCAUUCUUGAGGAAAGAAAAAAAAAAAAAAAGAAUUCCGCAUUUUAAUUAAUAAAAACUAUUAUUUAUUUGAAUUUCUCAAUAAAUAAAUAAAAAGAGAAAAAUAUUUAUUGAUGGACUGGGCCAUUGAGCUUGUAAAGCGAUUCUGGGUCCAUAUCUUCCAAAAACUCGAAAGACCUCCACGACCACUCGACUUGACCCAGAACCGCAUUGGUUUCAAUUGGACCAAAAUGGCCGCACCUCUACUUCUGAGGAGCAUCCCGCACCUCCGCCUCCGGCUUCAAAACCACCGCAUACCCGCUAGAAUAUUCUCUCCGCUUCGGCGACCAUGGAGCAGCGCAGCUGAUUCAACGAGGCUGGACGAGGAAGGAUCGAGUGCGGAUAAGAAUACAGCUGUACUCAGCUCGCUGGAGCCGACCAAGUAUCCAAGAUGGGAUGAUCCUGAUUAUUGUAAAUGGAGAAACAAAGAAGAAGAGAUUAUGAAUGAUAUUCAGUCUAUCACUGCUCUCGCUAAAGAAAUUCUCCACUCUGACAGGUAUUUGGAUGGGGAACGCCUAACAGAUGAAGAUGAGAAAGCUAUAGUAGAGAAGCUUCUUGCUCAUCAUCCUAAUUCUGAAGAUAAAAUUGGAUGUGGUCUUGACUCCAUAAUGGUUGAUCGCCACCCCCAAUUUAGACACUCAAGAUGCCUGUUUGUUGUAAGAAUUGAUGGUGGAUGGAUCGACUUUUCCUAUCAGAAGUGCUUGCGAGCAUAUAUUCGACAUAAGUACCCAGCGCAUGCAGAAAGAUUUAUUCGAGAACAUUUUAAGCGUGGCAGUUGAUUAUAUAUGUGUGCUCUGAUGCUUAGAUUGUACUUCAGUUACAAAUUUGGCAUUGCUAGAGAUAAUUAAUAUUUUAGUAUAUGCACAUAUGAACACAGAAUUGUCUGUUGGUGUGUGGUCUGUAAACAUCCUAGAUCUCUACCACUUUUUCAAUGUAGUAGAUAAUUCUUGACUAGCACUUACUUCCAGAUUUUUUUGCAAAUGAGGACAGAGAAAAUGAUUGAAAUCAAACCCUACUUUGUUGA